AUGGAAGGUGUUGCAAACUUGCGAGUAUAUUAUAACGGUGAGGUUGUAACAAACACACAUGAAGGAGUCACUUUUGUUUGUGAAUGUCCGUUGUCAUUUGCCAUUCCAUGUACCAUGGGUUUUGUCGAGUUGCAAAAUGGUCUUUGUAAUAACAUUCAAAGCCACAUUUUGAAAAGGGUGAGCAAUCUUUUAUACAGAAGUCCUGUGCAAGUAUUUGGUGGGUUAAUACAGUUUCAAAUAAUGCCCAUCACUGACGAUGCCAGUAUGCAGCAGAUGUUGUAUAUUUAUCAACAAACCCGAUCUCACGUGCCGAUGAUAGAGCUGUACGUUGAGUUUGAACAGCAGCCGGGGACGAGUAUGGUCGACGACGAGAUCAAUGUUGAUGAGCUCGGGGAUAUAGAUUGGGAAGAAUAUAAUAAUGAUAGUGAAGACGAAUUCGAAGCUAACUAUGAAGUCGAUGACGAAAACGAUGACGGAGACUUGGCAGGCAAUCCGGCGGUGCAAGAUGAAGCAAAUGCGAUUGUAAGCCAGCACCCGUUUGGUGUUCCGUCUUUUAUGCGGCAUCUAGAUCUCGAAGCCAUGCAUGCUCCGGAAUUUCCUGAGUAUGCGAAUACAGGUAAAGGCAAUGUUGCGGCGGAAGAUGGCGAGUUUAGUGUCGGAAUGGAAUUUGGUUCGAGAGAGUCGGUGAUAUCUGCAAUCAAAAGCUACACCAUCUCUAGAGGAGUUGAUUACACUGUGUAUGAGUCUGAGCCGCAGACAUUCUAUGCGAAAUGCAAGGGGUAUGGUGCAGGGUGUGACUGGCUUAUCCGAGCUAGCUUGAUUCGAAAAAAAGCUUGUUGGGAGAUCAGGAGAUACAAUGGCAAGCACACGUGCACUAUGGGCACGAUUUCACAAGAUCAUGCAAAGUUGGACUCAGACACAAUUGCAGAUGCCAUUAGGCCAUUGGUCGAAGCAGACCCCUCGAUAAAGGUGAAGUCUGUUAUUGCAGAAGUUCAAGGCAAGUUCAACUAUACUGUGAGUUACCGUAAGGCUUGGUUGGCAAAGCAGAAAGCUGUCGCCAAAAUUUUCGGCGAUUGGAAAGUUUCUUACCAAACUCUGCCAGUAUGGUUGAAAGCAAUGACAGUGAAGAUGCCAAGGUCUCGUGUUCAAAUUAAAAUGCUCCCCGUUUACCGCGAGAGUGAGGAGGUUCAAGGUGUAAGAGUUCUGCACCGUGUUUUUUGGAGCUUCUAUCCGUGUAUUGUAGCAUUCAAACACUGCAAGCCACUGGUGCAGGUUGAUGGCACGCACCUGUACGGAAAAUAUAAAGGAGCACUUCUCGUAGCGGUUGCACAAGAUGGGAAUCAAAACAUUGUGCCUAUUGCAUUUGCGAUUGUCGAGGGCGAGACAGCAGACGCGUGGGAAUUUUUUCUAACCAAUUUGCGGAGAUAUGUUGUUACUAUUGAUGGUGUGGGUAUUAUUUCUGACCGCCAUACCUCUAUCGACGCUGCAAUAGCUCGCAGUAACGGUGCAUGGUCACCACCAAGGGCGUGGCACAUGUAUUGCAUCAGGCACAUCGGAUCCAACUUCUUAAGGAGGUUCAAGGCUCCAUAUUUGUCUAUCCGUGUAUUGUAG
Messenger RNA from Arachis duranensis, 1611 nucleotides. RefSeq lists its product as uncharacterized. Lineage: Eukaryota; Viridiplantae; Streptophyta; Magnoliopsida; Fabales; Fabaceae. The transcript has 2 exons. The record is from RefSeq and is a predicted model, not a curated record. The coding region runs from base 1 to 1611 and encodes 536 amino acids.